CACGAGGCCUGCUCAUUCCUAUGGUAGAGGAGAACCAGAAGAAAGAGGGAGAUUACAGAGACAACCUCGGCGUUUUCGUGGUCAUAGACUCUUAAUUCCUCAAAAAUCAAACCUUAGUCCAAGACAAAACUCUUCUCCCUUAACCACAUCAUCGUUUAAGAUUCCUUCCAAUAGGCAUAGGAAAUUUCAAACGCGUUAGAUCUCUGUCGAUAUGCAAAUAACACGAUGGCGAAAUUUUGUGUCCAUGAAGAAUCACAUUAUUCCAUCCCUUGAGCAUUUCUCAGCUUUUCAUUCUACUCCAUGUUGUUGUCACAAAUGGAAGAGCACUCCCGAUAUAAAAGGACAGCAACCAUCUAAGAAUCAAAUCAAAUUCGUAACUCGUCAAAAGCGCGCUGAUGCAAAAAAAGCUUUAAAAAAUCUCCUUUACAAUAGUGGAUCAUCAAGAUUUUCAUUUGAGGACAAAGAAACGAAAUGGAAAUCUGAUGGAAACUCCAAUGAUCGUUCAAAUAGCCAUCCCAAUAAAGGUCAACCAAAGUCUGGUCGACGAUUUGGUGGAAAACCACAAAAGAAAACUAAGCAAAAAAUCAGAAGAGAAAGUUUUUGUGAGGACGUUGAUGGCGAUGGCCAUCCUGAACAGAUAUUUCAGGCAACAUUCGGUAACCGAUGUUAUACCUGGUCCUACAGCAAUAUGAGGGGAUCUUCUUCUGAACAUUCCACAUACGGCUUUGAAUGGAGGGAAAAUACAAAUAGGACAAACACAAACAAGUGGAAAAGUGCAAGCGAUGAUGAGUAUGACGAUAACGAUAAAGAUGAUGAUGAUUCAUGCUUUGUAGGAUCAAGUUCAGAUAGAACUAUUCUUGGUUUGCCUCCAACAGGUCCAUUAAAGAUAGAAGACGUUAAAAUUGCUUUCCGAUUAUCAGCUUUAAAAUGGCAUCCUGAUAAACAUCAGGGCCCUUCACAGGCAAUGGCUGAAGAAAAAUUCAAACUAUGUGUAAAUGCUUACAAAACAUUAUGCAAUGCUCUCUCCCCAGCUUAGGAGGCAAGAUGGCUUUCUCAAAGCUUCCUUAAUCUCCAUCAAAGCUGGUCACUGGUGCAGCUCUAUGUAGGAUCAAAUUCAAUUGGUUGUACCAUUAUAGUAUGAUAAUCUGAAAAAUUGUAUUAUUUCUCUUUGGUAAAAAUAGCUGAUAACUAAACUAGUUUAUAGCUGAUGACGGAUAGUUUAUAAUCGAUGAUUUCGAAAGAAAAUGGUUUCUUAUAUUA
Molecule: messenger RNA, 1260 nt
Organism: Lathyrus oleraceus (garden pea)
Lineage: Eukaryota; Viridiplantae; Streptophyta; Magnoliopsida; Fabales; Fabaceae
Exons: 7
Coding region: 212-1036 (274 amino acids)
Source: RefSeq, a predicted model, not a curated record